Molecule: messenger RNA, 1217 nt
Organism: Loa loa (African eye worm)
Lineage: Eukaryota; Metazoa; Nematoda; Chromadorea; Rhabditida; Onchocercidae
Exons: 7
Coding region: 10-1158 (382 amino acids)
Cellular component (GO): small-subunit processome; nucleolus
Molecular function (GO): RNA binding
Source: RefSeq, a predicted model, not a curated record
AGAAUCCUCAUGGUUGAACCGGAAAGAGCCAAGGAAGGCGCUACGUCAACGUCAAAAAUUUUGAUUGCUGGGAAAGAUCCAAAAUGGUGGGAUAUUUCGACAUUUUCGAAAGAGGAUAACCCGAACGGGCUAAUCUGCGAAUCUUCAUUUGCCAUUCUGUUCCCAAAGUAUCGCGAGAAAUACAUCAGGGAAUGUUGGCCUUUGGUACAAAAAGCUUUCGAGGAACAUUUUUUGAAGGUUGAUCUGGAUCUAUUGGAAGGAACAAUGGUCGUCAAGACGACUAGGAAAACAUGGGAUCCAUAUAUUAUAAUAAAAGCUCGUGAUGUCUUGAAGUUGAUUUCAAGAAGUGUACCAUAUGAACAAGCAAUAAGGGUACUUCAAGAUGACACUGCAAGUGAAAUUAUUAAAAUCAGUUCGAUGGUGGCAAAUAAGGAGCGAUUUGUUAAACGUCGUGCAAGACUAAUCGGUAACGAAGGUGCAACACUGAAAGCAAUUGAACUGCUCACUAAGUGCUAUGUUAUGGUUCAGGGAAGUACAGUGGCAGCUGUUGGCCCAUAUGAAGGACUGAAGCAUGUUAGAGUGAUAGUGGAAGAUUGUAUGAAUAACAUACAUCCUAUCUAUAACAUUAAAACAUUGAUGAUUAAACGUGAAUUAAUGAAGGAUGAAAAUUUGAAAAAUGAAAAUUGGGAUCGCUUUCUACCGAAAUUCAAAAAGAAGGUGCAACCUUCCCAAUUAACAAAUCAAGCGAAGAAGAAGAAAGCUGCACGGUGGAAGAAAAAAGCUGGAUACACCCCUUUUCCUCCUCCACCUGUUAUGAGCAAAAUUGAUAGACAGCUUGAAAGUGGAGAAUAUUUCUUGAGUGAACGGACAAAACAAAUGGAAAAACGUAAUGAAAAACGCACAAAACAGUUGGAGAAGACAGUUGAACGUAAAAAACAACGCGCAUCAGAAUUUACACUUCCAGAUGGGAAAGCAAGACCUAAGACUAACCAUAAACGAGUUAAUGAAACUCCUAUUGAUAUUGAAAAUUUGAAGAAAAGGCCAGAAGGGCAAAGGAAUAAUGAUUACUUAUGUUGGGAAAUUGUUUUUCUGUUGAACUCUUUCUCGGCGAUACAGAUUUAUUCGGAAGGUAAUACUGUUCUUGCACAAUAUUACUAGUUAACAACAGGAAGAAAGGUAUAAAAUAUGUAUGUAUAUAACACGAUGAAUUGAUAAGC